Molecule: messenger RNA, 2824 nt
Organism: Bombina bombina (fire-bellied toad)
Lineage: Eukaryota; Metazoa; Chordata; Amphibia; Anura; Bombinatoridae
Gene: BRAP
Product: BRCA1 associated protein
Exons: 12
Coding region: 148-1908 (586 amino acids)
Biological process (GO): protein ubiquitination; Ras protein signal transduction
Cellular component (GO): cytoplasm
Molecular function (GO): zinc ion binding; ubiquitin protein ligase activity; nucleic acid binding
Source: RefSeq, a predicted model, not a curated record
ACGCAAAUACAUUUGCGGAAGUUUAAUUCCACUGACAACAUCAGAAGUAGCUGUUUUAGGUCCCGUGUCCCCAGGAGAAUCCUAAGUACAACUGACAGUUGUUUAGCCUUCCCAGUCUGUGCGUCGGUCCUGGGCCUGGCAAAACAUAUGAGUGUAUCACUGGUUGUCAUCCGGCUGGAGCUCGCGGACCGUUCUCCCUUCCCAGUGGGCUUCCAAUACCGUGCGGCCACCGAGAUGUCUGAUGAAGAAAUCAAAGAGAAGACGUUGCGCACUGCCACUGCUUACUUGGAAGUGAAGGCACCAGAGGAAAGGGCAGCAAUUCUGCACCAGCACAUCGGAAGGAGGGAAAUGACAGAUAUGAUAAUAGAAACUAUAGGCCCUAGCCCUGACACGCCAGUACAUGCUUCAGUUGCUAAAGCUGAUGAUUCAGGUACAAGUUCUAAUAAUAAUGAUUUGGAAGAUUGUGGUGUCCAUGUAACUCCUGAUUCACCCUCCAAACAAUUACCAGAGCAAAUCACUUUCUUCAGUGGAAAUCCUUCAGUGGAAAUAGUUCAUGGCAUCAUGCACCUAUACAAAACAAAUAAGAUGACAUCGUUAAAAGAAGACGUCCGACGCAGUGUAAUGUUGUGUAUUCUUACCGUUCCUGCUACAAUGACCAGUCAUGACCUAAUGAAGUUUGUAGCUCCAUUUAAUGAGGUCAUCGAGCAUAUGAAAAUCAUCCGGGAUUCCACCCCAAAUCAGUAUAUGGUCCUCAUAAAAUUCAGCUCACAGACUGAUGCUGAUAGCUUUUACAUGUCAAGCAAUGGACGCCAGUUUAACUCUAUUGAAGAAGAUGUUUGUCAGCUGGUGUAUGUAGAGAGGGCAGAGGUGUUUAAGUCUGAAGAUGGUGCAAGCCUACCUGUGAUGGAUCUGACAGAGCUUCCUAAGUGUACAGUGUGCCUAGAGCGGAUGGAUGAAUCUGUUAAUGGAAUUUUGACAACGGUUUGCAAUCACAGUUUUCACAGUCAGUGUCUGCAGCGAUGGGAGGACACUACAUGUCCUGUGUGCCGAUACUGCCAAACCCCGGAGCCCGUGGAAGAAAACAAGUGCUUUGAAUGUGGUGUUCAGGAAAAUCUUUGGAUUUGUUUAAUCUGUGGUCACAUUGGUUGUGGUCGAUAUGUUAGCAGACAUGCAUAUAAGCACUUUGAGGAAACACAGCAUACCUAUGCAAUGCAACUAACCAAUCACAGAGUCUGGGACUAUGCUGGAGAUAAUUAUGUCCAUCGAUUGGUUGCAAGUAAGACAGAUGGCAAAAUAGUUCAGUAUGAAUGUGAGGGUGACACCUGCCAAGAGGAAAAGAUCGACUCUCUGCAGUUAGAGUAUUCCUACUUACUUACCAGUCAGCUGGAGUCCCAACGAAUUUACUGGGAAAACAAGAUUGUUCGCUUGGAGAAAGACACAGCUGAAGAGAUUAAUAAUAUGAAGGCAAAAUUUAAAGAGACCAUAGAUAAGUUUGACAGCCUUGAACAUAGACUGAAUGAUCUUUUGAAGGAAAAACAAGCCGUGGAAAGAAGGUGCACUCUGCUUAAUACCAAAGUGUCCAAGCUCACCAGUGAGCUGAAAGAAGAACAGGAAAUGAACAAAUGCCUGCGAGCCAACCAGGCAGUGCUACAAGCCAAACUCAGAGAAGAAGAAAAUCUUCGAAAGGAAACUAAUGAGCAGAAGGACACACAGAUAAUGGAAAUGCAGGAACAGCUGCGUGAUGUAAUGUUUUACCUGGAGACACAGCAGAAGAUCAACCACUUGCCAGCAGACACACGACAGGAGAUUCAAGAUGGUCAAAUCAAUAUAGCAAUGGCAUCUUCCAGCUCUCCUUCUUCAGCAGGAAAACUUACAUCAAGAAAGGGACGUGGAAAACGGGGCAAAUAAGAUGUCCUUUAAUCAUUGUUUUUCAAUAUGGAUGUCAUUGCUCAGUCUGACUUCCUUAUACAAUUUUAAAGCCUUUUAAUGAGUUGGUUAGCUAGCAAGAAAAUACACUGGUGUCAUAAAUGGAGAUAUAGUUAAGGCUUAUAUAUUAUCGAUAGAAGCUUUUCAGCACAAUUUUGAUCCUGAUGUAAUCUUGUUUUUAAAGCUGCUUCCAAUGAGCUUUAUGGGAGAGUUUCAGUUGAGAACAAUCAGGGGUAGUAGUCUUAACCCUUUUACUGCUAGAAGGACCUGCAACACUUUAUCUUCUCUUCUGGCAUUAUUUGUUAAAACUGAGAAAAUAGAAAGUUCUGUCCAAAGUACAUUAGAGAUUAAUGAUUAUUGGGUAUAUUUAGACUACAGUAGUCAGAAAUAUAAGAGUUUUUAGUAAUUUAAGAGUGCUUAAAAUUGGUAUUACGUCUACGUAGGUAGUCAUGAGUCAACACAAUCCUCAAACCUUCUGAUGCUAUACAGUAUACACUUACUGGUCAGUUCUAGUGCUUUAAUAUUAAUAGUGCCCUUGUUCUCCUCACUAUUUGACCACCAGACAGACAUAUUUCAGUGUAGGAUCUUAUGCAGAGUGGAUAUAAUAGUAACAGUAAUUUGCGUUGCUUUUUUUUUCUUCCCAAAAACAGCCAUCUUAACUGACAUAUUUAUUUAAUACUUGUUUAAAGGUGGAAAGGAAAGGCUUUAUGAGUAUGUUGAAAUACCCUCCCAAAACCAUUGCACUGUUUCAGUAACCUGGAGCAACAAGUACAUUUUUGGUUCUGUUUACUGAACCAAUGUUCUCAGUGAUGCAAAAAUAAUUGUUAUAUUGUAUCUUCCUUUUUUUUUUUUUUAAUUCGAUUACUGCAAUAUCUGCAUUAAAUUAUUAACGACACAA